UAAAAAUUAGUGUUUUGGAGUAAAAUAAAGUUUAAAUCUACCACUUCUACAUAAUAUUUCAAUAAAGCAUCUUAUAUAUAAAAUCCUUUGACCAUUCAAAUUUGUUAUUUUUUAGAUUAGUAUAUCAAAACUUGGUAAUAAUGAAGAGUGAAGAAACCAUAAAAGAGAAACUUAAGAAUUAUUCGCCAACAGCAAUAGCAAUUGUGAUAGCAGAAUUGGCAGCAGCGGCAGGAGCAGGUAUAAGAAAUGCUCUGUCUCGUGAAGCAUGUCCAUCUACUAAGGCACUAUUAGAUGGUAUUAUGGAGGAGCUAAAAAAUGGCAACAACAAUGUCAUUGGGGUGUUAUUGGGACCAGACAAUCUUGAAAAGAUAGUUAAAAGAAGAGUUGAGAAAGAUGCAAGCUUGUUUGGGGCGGUUGUCAUGACAACCGUAUCAAACGAGCCCAAUUAUAGAAACAUUCAAGAUGAUAUUGCCAAAGCACUGAAAUUGAGUUUUGAUGGUGAGAAUAUUGGUGUGAAGACUAAGAAAAGUAAAAGAUGGCUGCCUAAGGUAUUUGGUUCUAAAAAUGGUGGUAGAUUUAAUGAUGAGAUAAUUGAAAGUAGAGCUAAAAGAUUACGUCAGAGGAUGUUGGAUGAGAACAAGAUACUUGUGAUGUUGUUUGAUGUUUGCAGCAAUGGUCUUGAUUUGGACAAAGUUGGAAUACCUUAUGGAACAUGUCACGCAGGAUGCAAGUUGCUGCUUACUUCUGCUAGUGAGGAUGUGUUAUCAAACCACAUGAGUGCUCAGAGGAUCUUCAGAGUCUAAUUAUUAUUUACCAUUAUAUAUUUGGUGAAAACUCAGGUGCAGUCGACUUCACGUGAAGUUUAUAGUCGAGAGCCGUUAGAUGAAAAUUUAGUCAAAUCAGUCAAAUCAUCUAAUGGCUCUCAAUUAUCAAUUUCAUAUGAAGUCGACUGUACCUGAGUUUUCACAUAUAUAUUUAUAUAUUGUUGCUCAAAAUUAAGAACUUCAUCGUUAGAAAUGUGUAAUUCUUAUUUUGAAAGCUACUUUCUACCGUCUGUAUGUACUAUGUUUUGCAUAUAAGCUAAGUAGACAU
Arachis stenosperma is the source of this 1092-nucleotide messenger RNA. Its product is annotated as disease resistance protein SUMM2-like. Gene Ontology annotation, molecular function: ADP binding. Lineage: Eukaryota; Viridiplantae; Streptophyta; Magnoliopsida; Fabales; Fabaceae. The record is from RefSeq and is a predicted model, not a curated record. The transcript has a single exon. The coding region runs from base 141 to 803 and encodes 220 amino acids.